UAUAUGCCGGGAAAGCUAGCUCGAUCCUUCCUUGAAGGAUAAAUAUUUUUUUUCCUCGUUUUUAUUUCUGGAAUUCUAUCAUUAAAAUAAUACAUAAGGAAAAACAAUUUGAUGGUUCAUUCUAUGUUUGAAGCAAAUGGUUUUUCCCACUCAAUUUAACUUUAUAUUGGAGCUUCAUUAUUUUUUUUUUACUGUGCAUUCUAUAUAAAUUGAUUUCAGAGGAAGUCAGUAUGGUUAAGUUAACAAUGGAAAGCCGCCCGGAAACGCAACUGGAACAACUAAAGAGUUGAUUUAGCAUGGAUUAUAAUAAAAGAAUUUUCUUUACCUUGAUAUGUUGUGUAAAUGUACAAAAGCAUGUCUUGUCAUAUUUCGGAAAACAUUCUGUUUGAAAGAAAUGAAUUGAACUGGGUCCAAAAACUUUGACACUUUAAACAAUUCUUUAUCUCUGUUAUUUAACUAACUUUCCCUUAGAUUGAUUUUCUCAUCGAAUAAAAACCUUUGUAAACUAACUCGAUCGGUUGAUAGCUAGAAAACGUCCGGUAGAGAGUGCGUGGUUUAAAUCAUGGCUGAAUACAGACUUGCUGGAGGCCUGAUUGUCACAGAACGAGUUUCCAGUAACCUUCGAAUCUUCAACAUCGCCAAGCGCCAUGUCGGCAGCCUUCUGUGGUCCCAGGACAGUGAACUCCACGGGGCCAAGAAAAAGGACAAGUGCGCCAUGUUUGUGUAUGACGUCAUCACGGAGGCUGGGCUGACAGCACCCCGCCAGAAACCAUGGUUUUGCGGAUAUUCGCCAGCCUCGUCAUCAGAAUGGGGAAACAGACGAUCAGAAGUCAUUCACGCGUGUGGAUGCUUUCACUCCGUGUCCAUUCCGAUGCGUGGUGACAUCGUGGCGUUCCCUAGCAACCACGGAACCACCCAUUGUGGAAUCGUGACCACUGGUGGUCACUUUAUCGGAACCACAAACAAACGAAUCGUAGAAACUAAAAUGCCCGCGCAUGUCAAGAGAGUGUUUUGGCGGUACACGGGUGACGUACCAAACACAGAUAGACUGUUAGAAAAAUAUAAGUGAGAUCUUUAACAAAGACAGUGAAUGUAAUGUUUUUGCAACUUGUUUGGGUAAUUAGACAUUUGUAAACAUGAGUGAUUUGUUGUGGGUUUAUUUUUUUUUUUAACUGAAAGCGUUUUUAUACAUUUCGCUUCAUGCAGUUCUUUGAAUGGUCAAGACGUUCAGAUACUGUAUUUUUAUGUCAUACAUAAAAACAUGAAUAUAUGUAAGGCGAUGCAGUUGUUUUAU
Molecule: messenger RNA, 1294 nt
Organism: Magallana angulata
Lineage: Eukaryota; Metazoa; Mollusca; Bivalvia; Ostreida; Ostreidae
Exons: 3
Coding region: 563-1069 (168 amino acids)
Source: RefSeq, a predicted model, not a curated record